Caenorhabditis briggsae is the source of this 894-nucleotide messenger RNA. Lineage: Eukaryota; Metazoa; Nematoda; Chromadorea; Rhabditida; Rhabditidae. The record is from RefSeq and is a predicted model, not a curated record. The coding region runs from base 1 to 894 and encodes 297 amino acids. The transcript is spliced from 4 exons.
AUGCUUGUCAUUAUAUUUGCUACCCCGAAACAAAUGGAGAGUGUCAAAUGGUUUUUAUUUCACUAUCAUGUUAUAACAUUUUUUAUCGAGUUAACCCUGAACAACCUCAUUGUUCCACUAGUAAUUCUACCAUCUGCUGCAGUAUAUUGCAAUGGAUUCUUAUUGGAUUUAGGUAUCCCGUUCAAAGUGGUCAUGUAUAUAAGCGAUGUUAGCUUUAUUGCACUUUCCUUGUCGAUGCUCAUGAUUUUUGAGAAUCGACAUAGUCAAAUUAUCACUAUCCCAUAUCGGAUGUCGAAAAAAUCUACGAAAGUUAUAUUCUAUGCGAUUCAUUAUGUUCUAUUUCCAUGUUUUCCAAUAGCAUAUUACUAUGGAGAAUUUGAUUUAGACACUGCCAAGUUGGAAAUUCUCCAAAUUAUUCCAUGUCCUGAGCCUCAUUUCUUUGACAAGCGAACACAAAUAAUUACUCUGGACAUGGAAUUGUUUGGAAUGAUUAGUGGAUUGAUUAUGUUGUAUUUCACAAUUAUUAUCCAGUUUUUUGCACUUCAAAGUGGCUACUACCUUCUGAAAAAGACAACGACUCACAUCAGCGACUCGAUGAGGAGCAUGCAACGAAAAUUUUUCCUCAUUUUAUCUAUACAGGUAGCCGUACCCGUACUAUUUAUGUUGAUUCCAAAUAUUAUUUACUACAGUGCAGAGACAGUGGAUCAGUUCGUUAGCACGAUGACUGUUCUUUUUGUCAGUUUUCAUGGGAUUGUUUCAAGUGUCAUAUUGAUUGUUCUGCAUAAGCCAUACAGAGAUUUCACAUGGAAUAACUCGCUUGGAAGAUGUAUUGCCAACUCGCGUAACACGUUGUCAGAUCAAAGUGUUAAGCCGAAUACUGUUACAAUGUUCUAA